AAGCUGAGAUGUUUCCUGAAUCUCCAAUUUCCAGUAGUUUCCGAGCUACCUAACCUAACCAAAUUUUCUCAAACUCAGAAAAAUCGAUUCAUUUCCACACCUGCACUACGAUGACUAGUCUCAGCAACUGCGCGCCGCCGCCGCCGUCCUUCCUCCGCCGCACAACGGCCGGUUUCCACCCCAACCGCCGUUUCUUCUUCAGUGCCAACUCCCGCGAAUUCUCCUGGUCAGCGGGCUAUUCUCCACAUCGCCGCCGCUCAUCGUAUUGCUGCAGUAGCUCCGUGAAGGAUACGACGGAAAAUGGUGCUGCGGCGGCGGAGGGGAGUGAAAUUCCGGUUAGAAUAGUGGCUGUCGUCGGAGAGGGUAGCGUCAGCCCUCUCAAGUCCGCGUCUUGGUACGACGUCAUGCUUCACACUGCCAAGAGAUUGAAAUGGGUUGAUGAAGGGUACGAAAUGGUGGUGUAUGAUGACAAUGCUUGUCAAGGUGAGAAUGCGAUCACGGAGCCGCUUCAUCGCGACGUGAGGCAAGCAAACAUCUUGUUGGUUGUUGCUGUUACUGAUCAAGAAUCCAUCAGAUGGAUUCAGUCCAACAGUCAAGACGUUGCGAAUAUCAUAUGUUUCGACUCCUCUCCAUCUCUAACGAACAAAUUAGGCGGAUCCCUCGUGCAGACCAGAGCUGCAGGGAGUAUCUUUGGUAACAUCAUCACGUUGCCUCAACCUAAGAAGGUGAAGGAAUCGGAGGAAGUGGCUAAGUCAGUGAAUGAGGCGUGGAGCAGGCACAACUCUGAUGAUAUAAGGUUCUGUUUGUUGGUCGUCGUGAAUGCUUUCAUCAAGCCGGUUCCUGUGCUGAAGAACCUACGGGCGAAGGGCUUCUCGACGUUGAGCUGCAUGGUGAAGAACUGCGGCCCUCAGAUCUUAAACUGUUUGCUGGAUGAGAAUUGCAGGAAGGCCCUACAAUGCUUGAACCGUUGCAGCCCGGUCGACCAGGUCUGCAACUAUAAAUGCAUCGCCUCGUAUGAGAGCCGGGAGCUGGAGGAGUUCUCGCUCUGCGUUCUGCAGAAGCACAACUGCCUCGAGCUGGAUGCGAGGAUCCCGGAGAAGCCUGUUGUUUUCCCCAUGGUGCAGUUCCGGGGGGAGGAGCUGGACCACGAGACUGCUGAGGAUCUCUUCGUGGGCUGGCUGGGGCGUCUGGAGUGGAGCUGGCGCGUCGUUGCCGGGCAGAAUCCGGCAUACGACCAGUUCCCGUGCCAGUACCAGCUGUUCUACCGGGGGAGGGCGAAGGGGUCGUUCUGGUACGAGCCGGUUUUUCAGGUGCGGACGCUGGACGGUGAUCUGGUGUGGAGGAGGAGGAGGUACCGUGUGAAGAGGGGGAAAAGGCCCGGGACGUUCGACUUCAGCGUGCUGGACAAUGGCGUCGUGUCAAACGAGAUGUGGACGAUUGUGGACGUGGCUGAUGAUCUCGGGUGGGGUUUGUUUCACUACCACGGAGCGGCUCGGGUGGCGGGGCAGUCGUACACGGGGGCUGUGCUUGUUAGCCCGACCGGGCUCUACCCGGACGGGAGCCAGCACCGGAGAGUGGCGGCUGCACUGGAGAGAUGCAGCAUCAAGGAGUGGGAGGUUUUUGAUGUUGAUAAUUGCUCAUGCCAUAAUCCACCUUUGGCUCUGCCAGAAGAUUCUAGAUUGCAUUGUAAGGUGAGAGUUGUAUCUUUGGAAGAUACUUCUGCAAGUGUUUGAAGAGAAUGUCUGAAUUUAGACACAGAAGAAUGUUGUGAAUAUUCUGAAUCAUUUUUUUUUUUGGAAACAAAUAUUGUGAAUCAUUUAUAUGUUGUAAGUUCCAAAUGUGUAAUGUGAUAUUAUAAAGUUUGUAAAGUACUAGAAUUCAUUGUC
Salvia miltiorrhiza (redroot sage) is the source of this 1886-nucleotide messenger RNA. Its product is annotated as violaxanthin de-epoxidase, chloroplastic. Gene Ontology annotation, molecular function: violaxanthin de-epoxidase activity. Bases 111 to 1733 code for a protein of 540 amino acids. The record is from RefSeq and is a predicted model, not a curated record. Gene Ontology annotation, biological process: xanthophyll cycle. Lineage: Eukaryota; Viridiplantae; Streptophyta; Magnoliopsida; Lamiales; Lamiaceae. The transcript is spliced from 2 exons.